AUGGAAGUGGAAAUUAUAUCGGAUAGAGAUAUCGAAACUGUUGAUGAUACGGGGGGAGCUAUUUCGAUCGACUCUCCAAGCAUGAUCCAAGAAGACCAAGAUAACGAUUAUGAUGUUCUGGCGCUGGUCACCAUGAACACCACAAUAAAUGAAGCAGAAGAACCGCUGCUGUCAGUGAUCACCGAGGCUACAAAAGAAAAAUAUUACAUAUGGAAGAAAAAUGCCCCUUAUCUCUAUGAUUACCUUCAAACAAGUGCGUUGACUUGGCCAUCAUUGACGGUGCAAUGGUUCCCAGAUGUUGAAACCAACCCGGUACAGAAUACUCGGACGUAUCGUUUAUUAUCAGGGACCUUCACUUCGGGGAAUGCUGAGGAAAGUUUGAAACUCUCAAGUUUGACCACUAAGAAAUUGGAAAAUCUCGCCUCGCUCGAUAAAUAUGACCCCGAUACCAAGGAAUUCAUGGCCACCGACGCUGAUAGAUCGAUGUUUCAAAAACUCAACAACACUUUAGAUAUACACCAUCAAGGAGAAAUCAACAAGGCCCGGUAUAUGCCGCAAAAACCGGAUCUUAUCGCGACCAUCAACAAUACUGGGAAUGUGUACGUCUUUGAUAGAACCAAACACUCAUCGGUGAAAACUCUCGAUCAAAACCCAUUCAAGCCACAGAUUAGAUUGAAGUAUCAUCAAUGUGAAGGGUUUGGGAUUUCUUGGAAUGUGCAGAAAGAAGGACAUUUAUUAUCGGCGGCCCUAGACGGCCAUGUGGCCCUAUGGGAUCUAUUAUCAUUUGACAGCAAGACUAAAGAAUUAUCCCCACAAAAUACUUUCUCACAACUUCACGAAGGCGGGGCGAAUGAUGUGAAAUGGCUUCCCAAACAUGACUCGAUUUUUGGGUCGGUUGGCGAAGAUAAGGGUUUGAAAAUCAGUGAUAUUAGAAAACCACAUAAUUCGGUAGUACUGGAGAAUUAUGGGGGCCAUGAUGCUGGAAUCAAUAGUUUAAGUUUCAAUCACGACAGCCUUUUUUGCGUGGCUACUGGUGAUUCGUCUGGGAAUAUUCUUGUAUGGGAUUUAAGAAAUUUGAAUCGUCCAGAAUAUACUAUCAAACAUGCGCAUAAUGGGUCGAUCACCGUAGUUGAUUGGAACCCGAAUCAGACAAAAAUUCUUGCUAGCGGUGGCCAAGAUGAUAAUCUGGUGAAGUUGUGGGAUUUGGGACAAAUCGGUAAUAACAAAGGAGUGGAUUUGGCGAAGGAUAACAACCCUGAUGAGUUAUUGUUCGUGCAUGGUGGGCAUAUGUUGGGGGUUAAUGAUUUAUCUUGGAAUCCUAAUGAUGAUUGGUUGGUGAGUUCGGUAGCCAACGAUAAUUCUUUACAUAUUUGGAUGCCAUCACUGACGAUAACAAGGAAAUCUACAGAAAAAUAA
Messenger RNA from Saccharomycopsis crataegensis, 1416 nucleotides. RefSeq names its product Msi1p (gene MSI1). NCBI's taxonomy places the organism in Eukaryota, Fungi, Ascomycota, Saccharomycetes, Ascoideales, Saccharomycopsidaceae. Gene Ontology annotation, molecular function: nucleosome binding; histone binding. The record is from RefSeq and is a predicted model, not a curated record. Gene Ontology annotation, cellular component: Rpd3L complex; Rpd3L-Expanded complex; nucleus. The transcript has a single exon. Gene Ontology annotation, biological process: chromatin remodeling; regulation of DNA-templated transcription. Bases 1 to 1416 code for a protein of 471 amino acids.